AUGGAGACGUUCACUCGCCAGGCCCAACUACCCACGGAGCUUCUGCGCCAGAUCGUGCUCGAGUACGUCUCGACGUACGACGAAGGGCGUAAAUUUGAGGAGCCUAGGCAUAGCUACAAACCUCCUUGGAGCUCCGUUGAACCGCUCACGCUGGCAUCCAAGGUCCUCCGGCAGCUCGCCUUGGAAGCAUGGUUUGAAGUGUACUACGUGCGUACACCGGAUGACCUGCUGCACGCAUGGCCCGAGUUUGAGCUGUGGACCAAGGAGCUGCACUGCGUAGAGUUGGGCACAGACCUCCGGAUCCUUCCCGUCCAGUGGGAUUUCCGGGCGUUCCACCGGCUCCGCAAGCUGCGCAUAGACUUCGACCCCAUGCAGUCUAACGCGAUGCUCCUCAUGCGCUUCGACCAUCCCAGACACAUCGCGUCUCAGAUACAGGAGCUGGAGAUAUACGACAUCUCAUGGCCCUCUCCCAUGGCCAUCCAUCUCAUCGCAGACGCGUUCCCCAGGCUGCGGACGUUGAAGCUCUCCCAGGAUCUCAUGUGGUGCAACCUCUGCAACAUAUGCCGCUUCUCCACGUUCCGUGACCACCCGCCAGAGGAGAUCACGUACGACAAGUCCGUCGGUCUUCCAAGCCACUACGCGACGUAUCUACGCCCUCUCAUCAAGCUUGAAGACGUUGUGCUCACGGUUGGCUACGGCCUUGGAGGGAGCUACUCCCUGUCCGAGAACAAUGGCAUCCUCUGGACCGGCGAGUGCGACGCGUGCAUGGACAUGAUGUUCUCCGUGGGAGACUUCAGACAGGACUGGGUCGAGAAGAAGAAGACGAUGAUGCGGCCUCCCUCGCUGAAGACAGUGAAGUGGCGAUUCCGAUACAAGAACGUCCUGGAUGUCGUCGUCGACCUCGACGAGGACGAAGACGAGGUCGCGCAGACCGCGGACGAGUCCGAUGCGGGGAACUUGACCAUCCCAGGCUCCGACGAGUAGUGCCGCGCUCAGAGCUCUAUUAGAGCCGUGGAUUCCUCAUCUCAUCCAUAUACACUCACGUCACUCGCAGCCGGCUGCUGAGCCAUCGUUCUUCCAACGGGUACUCACUCAAUGCAAUUCUUGCAUGGGUGGCGCACCCCUCGCAUGAAGCUAUUACCACUUGCACCCGAAUUCCUGGAGGCACAUAUACGAUCGCCUCAACUUGUGCAAUUCGCUCUCGCUAACUCAAAGCACGCAAUAGGGUGUCCAUAAUGUUCCGGCUCCUGCUCUAUGCCCCAGAAACACCUCAUUCAACUUGGACCUGCUCACAAUCAGGAGGGAACGUACUUCCCGGAUGUCGUCUUACGCCUCUUGGACUUGUCCUCACUUGUCGACGGUGGCAUCCACGUCGCUGUCCACCCCCUCCUCCCUCGUUCAUCGGCAUAUACCUCAGCUACUGGACUUUGAACACAUCUGUGAUUAUUGGGCGGCUCCGGACGGUUGCAGGAACCAUGGCCACGACAUUUACCUCGCCGGCAACAUAUUGGCGCCUUCUGCAUUCAGAGGCAUGCCAGUGAGGACCUCGCAGGAUCUCCCAUUGCCACGUUCACCGAUCUCGUCUUAUGUAGGCCACUUUGCACCGCAAAGGAUGGCGGAACAGUAGCCACGAUCGAUCACAUGGGAUGCAGCGCUUUCGUGCCUCGUCACGUGUAGCCUCGACACCCACUCUGCGGCUCUCUCAGCACAUACCCCAGACGCUGCAAGCAUUCCCUCCUCCUCGUCGCACGCCAGCUUGCACAGAGAUUGCGCCGCAGACGCAUCACAAACGCCUUGGCCAAUUCAAGCUGCGCCCGAGCAUGUACUACGCACACGUCCGCCACCAGAGCCAUAUUGGCUAGUUCAUGAUCAUGCCUGGGAAUAAAUCGCGCCCGUCACGCCUGGCACGGGCGCUGACGUCGGGAACUUGGCUCCACGGCGAAGUCAUGCUCGACUUCCAGACAAGUAGCGUAUCGAGUUGAGGUCAUACUAAGUGGCGUUCCUUAGGCUCUGCUUCGACUGCGGCCCCGACCUCAUGACCUUUGAUGAGAAAAUCUCCUUGCUUAUCCGGACCCUCGUAUAGCGGCGGGAGGUGGAGCUUCGCGCAUCGCUCACUUAUAUAAUUCCCAGGACGAUCAUGCCUUCCUGAAGUCGCCAGACGCGUAACUCAUAUCGCUUCACUUACCUCGAGCUCAGCUAUUUACAGCAAAGCCCAUGUUCAGCGUACCCAUAGUCACUGUCCCUAUGCUCGAAGUCCC
Dichomitus squalens LYAD-421 SS1 is the source of this 2258-nucleotide messenger RNA. RefSeq lists its product as uncharacterized. The coding region runs from base 1 to 984 and encodes 327 amino acids. The record is from RefSeq and is a predicted model, not a curated record. The transcript has 5 exons. NCBI's taxonomy places the organism in Eukaryota, Fungi, Basidiomycota, Agaricomycetes, Polyporales, Polyporaceae.